GAGGAAGCGCUGGCCGGCAAAGCGCUGGCCGGCAAAGUCUGGAGGCUCCUGACGGCUGACCAUGGCUGCCGAGGGUCCGGUAGCGGGGUCUAAGUCCCUCUCCCCCUCCAUGUCCUCCUUGCCCCUGGCGGCGCUCAACAUGCGAGUGCGGCGCCGCCUAUCGCUGUUUCUGAAUGUUCGGACGCAGGUGGCGGCAGACUGGACGGCUCUGGCCGAGGAGAUGGGCUUUGAGUACCUGGAGAUCCGGCAGCUGGAGUCGCAACGUGACCCCACUGGCUGCUUGCUGGAAGCCUGGCAGGGACGCCCCGGCGCCUCGGUGGGUCGCCUGCUGGAACUCCUCGCCAAGAUGGGCCGUGAGGACGUGUUGGUCGAAUUGGUGCCCAGUAUAGAGGAGGAUUGCCAAAAGUAUAUUCUGAAGCAGCAACAGGAGGAGUCUGAGAAGCCCUUACAGGUGGCUGCAGUGGACAGCAGUAUCCCGCAGACCCCAGAGCUGUUGGGCAUCACUACCCUAGAUGAUCCCCAAGGGCAAAUGCCUGAGCGUUUUGAUGCCUUCAUCUGCUACUGCCCCAAUGAUAUCCAGUUUGUACAAGAGAUGAUCCGGCAGCUGGAACAGACAGACUAUCGGCUGAAGCUGUGUGUGUCCGACCGUGAUGUCCUGCCUGGCACCUGUGUCUGGUCCAUUGCCAGUGAGCUCAUUGAGAAAAGGUGCCGCCGCAUGGUGGUGGUGGUCACCGAUGAUUACCUGCAAAGCAAGGAAUGUGACUUCCAGACCAAGUUCGCACUCAGCCUUUCUCCAGGUGCCCAUCAGAAGCGACUGAUCCCCAUCAAGUACAAGCCAAUGAAGAAAGAGUUCCCUAGCAUCCUGCGGUUCAUCACUGUCUGUGACUACACCAACCCCUGCACCAAGUCCUGGUUCUGGACUCGCCUCGCCAAGGCCCUGUCCCUGCCCUGAAGAUUGCCUUGAGGCCGGGUGUGCACUCCUGGAGUUGUAAGGGGGUCCUGCUUGUUCCUCAAUUCUCAGAAGUGCCAGCUGCACAGACAUCUGUAGCCACUGAACAUUUUUAGGCACCACAUCGCAUGUGUUGCAUGGACUCAAUGGCUGCACAUGGCACUUCCACUUGCUGAGCUAUCAGCCAGACAGCAAAAACCAGGGCCAACUGGCACUAACAGCUGGACAUCUGACGGUGCAGUUUCACUACAUGAGGACUGUGUAGGAUAAGAACAGGCAGUAGCUGUGUUUGAAUCACUGUAGGAAAAGGUGAAGGGGAGUCUCCAGGGGGAGACAGAUCUUGGCUGACAGAGCUGGCUUCCUCGGCCACGUGCUGGCCACUGCUGAGUCCCUGGAACCGCCAGGCAGCUGCUUCCACAUGGUUCCUAAAUGUGCUUUAGGACGUUGCUGCCCAGCUGACUCCUCCUGUCAUUUGCCCAGCACAAGGAGAUCCCACCUUGAGCCUCCAGCUCUUUGCCUGUGCUCACCCCUGUUGUGACAAGUCCCCAGAGAUAGGCCCGAGUGGCUGGGGUGCUUUUCAGUUUCAUCAGUUGAGAGGCCUGUAGUCAUGCGCUCACCCCUGCCUGGUACAAGAUGGGAACCCACCCUCUGGCAUCUCCAUCAAGGGUGGGUUCUAGGGUGGUGUAAGCAGGAAACCUUUCUCCCUGGCCACCACAGAGAGCUCUCCCACAAUCUUCUGCACCUUAAUUGCCUUUACAAAGUUGUUUGCUGGGACCAUUUUACAAACAGUGAUUACCCAAGAGCCUCCCACCCCAAAGUUGUACAGACUUACACAGAGAUCCAUCCAUCCAUGUGCGUGCCCCCCUCACACACACAGGCACUUUCACGCACCUGUUCUGCUACAGCUCUCAGGAACAGAAUGUAUCACCACUGAGAAGGGCCCAACCCAGGACUAAAAGGGGCAUGCUCAUAUUCUGUUCUCUUUUCCCUCUUCAUUGAAACCAGAGUCUGAAGAGGACUCAACGCGGCACCUAUGGCAGCAGUUACGCUUCCCUUCUGCAUUGGGAAGGAGCUGCUCGAGCUCACAGCAAGUUAGCUGCAGGCACAGCUGUCUUUCCUUCCCAGGGGUUUAUACAUUACUCUCAAGUGCUCCUUCAGGAAAAAAUGUCAUGGUCUCGGGUGUCUUGUGUCCCAGGGCAGAACUCACGACCCUAAAUCUAACAGAAGAUGUUUUCUCAGCUCUGCCUCCAGCUUUUCUUUAGGCACCUUCCCUCAGGGUCUCAGAAGGGGCCCUCUCAGCAUCAUUAGCUGCCAGCACCCACUCUGAUACUGGAAAGUAUCAAGAUUAAGUAUCUUUCACACCUGUUUUGUAUGUUACAAAAAUUUCAGAGAGCUAAGAAGUGCCUGUUUGUCAUUUAUCCUUCUGUAUCUUGGUUACUAAUAAAGAGUUCGCUA
This is a messenger RNA of Condylura cristata (star-nosed mole), 2404 nucleotides long. RefSeq names its product myeloid differentiation primary response 88 (gene MYD88). Bases 62 to 952 code for a protein of 296 amino acids. Lineage: Eukaryota; Metazoa; Chordata; Mammalia; Eulipotyphla; Talpidae. The transcript is spliced from 5 exons. Gene Ontology annotation, biological process: MyD88-dependent toll-like receptor signaling pathway; positive regulation of canonical NF-kappaB signal transduction; Toll signaling pathway. The record is from RefSeq and is a predicted model, not a curated record. Gene Ontology annotation, cellular component: plasma membrane. Gene Ontology annotation, molecular function: TIR domain binding; Toll-like receptor binding.